UUAAAGUAGGGUAUUGGGUGCACACAAAAAAUGAUUAAAUUAAAGUAUUGUGGCCGGCGGCUAAGAAGAAAAAUAAGCAAACCGAAAUCAGUAAGAAUCAAUUCCGGUUAAGGAUAAAAAUGCGAGUUACUACUGUAGCUGGCAUUUUUUUGGUUUACUGUCUGGCCAAGAACAGAGUGACAUCACCGCCGGAGAUGGAGACAAUAUCGGCGGAAGAUGUUGGCAUCGGUGUUGAUCUAUUUCCUCCGCUCUCUCCUCUCGCCUUCUCUCUCUACGACUCCUUCCUCUCCUCUCACUGCUCAUCCUGCUUCUCCCCUACUCCUCCGCCCCACUCUCUCUACUGCUCCGCCGCUUGCUCCCUCCUCAUCGAUGACUCUCCCGCCGUCUUUCCUCCAGACCUAUCCCCGCUUCUCUCAACCUCCGACAUCCGAGCAGCUCUCCGUCUCCUCAACUCCAUCUCCUCCUCCUCCUCCGCAUCCGCCUCUUUACCGCACCGACUGGGCGGCCUUCUCACCAAUCACCACCGCCUCAUGGCUGAUUCUUCCUUCUCCAUCGCUAUCCAACGCGCCGCCGUUUUCAUCUCCGCCGCUCUGAGGUCUGACAGGGGAAACACCGUGUUGGAGGAAGCGGCUUUAUGCGCUGUGCUAACGAACGCCGUAGAGGUGCAAGAUGGAACCGGAGUUGCUCUCGGGGUCGCGGUUUAUGACUCGCGAUUCUCUUGGAUCAACCACAGCUGCUCUCCCAACGCUUGUUACCGUUUCUUGAUCUCUCCUCCUCACACCACCGCAACCACAAGCACAACGUCGUCGUUUCAGAAAACUCUUCCUCGCAUCACUGCCAACACAGACAAGGAACAUUAUAGCAGCAUCACCUCAACUUACGAAGGUACAGUGAGAUAUGGACCAAAGGUAAUUGUUAGAAGCAUCAAGAGGAUCAAGAGUGGUGAAGAGAUUACUGUAUCAUACAUCGACUUACUGCAACCAACGGGAUUGAGACAGUCAGAUUUGUGGUCCAAAUAUCGAUUUAUUUGUAACUGUGGAAGAUGUGCAGCAUCACCUCCUGCUUAUGUGGACUCUAUUCUAGAGGGAGUUGUUGCCUUGGGGCAUGAAAUAACAACCGUUGGUCAUCAUGAAGACGGAGCCGCCACAGUGGGAAAGAUGACCAAUCACAUCAAGGAAGCCAUAGAUGAUUUUCUAUCAGACGACAUUGAUCCUGCAACAUGUUGUGAGAAGAUCGAGGGUGUUCUCCAUCACGGCAUUCUUGAUUCUUCGCUGCGGUUACAUCCAAGUCACCACGUCGCUCUGCAUGCCUACAUCACUCUGGCUUCUGCUUACAGAAUCCGUUCGAUUGAUUCCGAAACUGACUUUGGGAGGGCUUUUGAGAUGAGCAGGACCAGUGCAGCUUACUCUCUCUUCCUUGCAUGUGUUUCUCACCGUCUCGUCUCCGCAGACCUUUCUUUCGCUAUUUCUGCUGCAAAUUUCUGGACAAGAGCUGGAGAGUCCCUGUUAGAGCUUGCCUGCAAGUUUUUGAUGGAGUCUUCCCGAGAAUAUGAUGAUGUCAAAUGCAGCAAAUGUCUUAUGCUUGUUGAAAACCAUGAUUCUCAUAGAGAAGAUAUCAGAGACCAGAUUCUCAAGUGUGCAGUCACUGAGAGUGGGAGCUCACAAGUCACAUGGAGUUUCCUCACUCGCGGUUGCCCUUACCUGCAAAAGUUUAAGAGUUCAAUUGAUUUCACCUUUACUGGGACCAAUUGCAAGAGAGAAGAAGAGUCGAGCGUAGACCAAAGGGUAAGCGUUCUCCUACUCUCUUUUCAUUGCUUACUCUAUGCAGACCUUCUGACUGAUUUAUGUUACGGUCAGAAGUCACAUUCGGUGUCUUAAUCAAUCUGUAGCUUUAAUUUUGAGGAAUAUGUAUUUUUUGAAUUGUGUCAUGUCAUCUGUUAAUGGCUUUGAUACAAGGAAAUGUUUAUUCACAGGAAAACUGUUAAAAGACAAGGGUAAUUUACACUUUAAGACCACUUA
Raphanus sativus (radish) is the source of this 2018-nucleotide messenger RNA. Its product is annotated as protein SET DOMAIN GROUP 41. The coding region runs from base 120 to 1877 and encodes 585 amino acids. Gene Ontology annotation, molecular function: protein binding. The record is from RefSeq and is a predicted model, not a curated record. Lineage: Eukaryota; Viridiplantae; Streptophyta; Magnoliopsida; Brassicales; Brassicaceae. The transcript has 4 exons.